Molecule: messenger RNA, 489 nt
Organism: Pyricularia oryzae 70-15
Lineage: Eukaryota; Fungi; Ascomycota; Sordariomycetes; Magnaporthales; Pyriculariaceae
Exons: 1
Coding region: 1-489 (162 amino acids)
Source: RefSeq, a predicted model, not a curated record
AUGCACUUCUCAAAGCUUCUAGUCCCGUUCGCCCUGUUUGUCCUCAACGCCAACGGCGUCCAGGCUGCCAGCGACGGUGCCAGCACCAGCGGCGUUAAAGCCACCGGCGACAUGGGCAGCCCCCGCGGUGUCCAGGAUGCCGGCGGUUCCCCCGGUGCUCCCGCCUCCUCCGUCGCUCAAGCUUCCUCCGGUUCCUCCAAGCCAUCCCGUCUCACCCGUAUCAGCCGUAUCGGCCGUCCCAAGCGUUCCAACCGUCCCAACCGCCCAAAGUCCACCAAGAUGUGUCAGACAAGUCUGCUUUCCUCAACCGGUGUCGUGGUUAGGACAAUGUCCCUCGUUCCCGGCGAAGACAACCUAUUCUCGUAUCCCGAUGGUCCAGACCAAACGGAGCACGUGAUCACGGUUAAGCCAAGCAAAUUGACAUGCAAGCCUUCGAUAACUGAAGGAGGGAUCCCCGAGGGGUGGAAGUGGAAGUAUAUGAAAGUUUGA